AUGGCCGAGGACCUCGGAAUCAGAUCGGACCCUAGGGACUCGUCUUGGAGUGGUCCCGCGGCCCUGGCGAUCGAUCCGAUGGCCUGGGACUUUAGCCUGGACUUCAGCAAGCCCCGCAAGGGCCCAGCCACCCCGGCCUUCAGCGGCGACUGGCGCGGCGGCGGCGCGCUGCACCAGGCGCCGCAGCUGGCGCCGAGGCGCGCGGCGCCGGCGAGGAAGGCGGUGGUGGAGAACGAGUCGGAUGAGGAGGCCCCAGACACGGACAAGCCACAGGUUCGCCUGGUGUGGGAUGCUGCCAAGGGGCAGCUAGUGCCGGCCAAGGAAGGCGAGGAGGAGUCAAAAGCGGAAGCCGAGACGAAGGAAGAAGAGGCAGAGGCGGAAGGGGAGAGUGAAGAGGAAGAGGAGGCAGCCGGCGAUGAGGACGUGGAUGUAGAGGCGGAGAGUCGGACCGCCUUCCUCUCGGAGGCCUCCACGCCGGAGCUCAUCAAGCAAGCCGUGGCGGUGGGGGGUCCUCUAGCGGACUCCACGAAGGACAAGUGGGUGUUGGACAAGGCGACCCAGCUGUACUUCAAGUACGACACGCCGAGUCAGAAGAUGUACUGCUGGAACUCCUCGCAAGGGUGCAUGUACCACUGGAAGGAGCGGGGCAAGAUGUCCUACCUCUGGGCCGGAGCAUCGGGCGCGGACUCGGCGCCCCCCACUGGGCCUCCCCAAGUGCCGCCCACACCCAAGGCUGCGAGUGCUGGGGAAGCGCCGGCUUUGGCGACCGAGAGUAGCGACGCGCUUUGGGUCACGGUGAUCCCUCCGCAGGUCCUCUCUGCAGACUUUGAGGAUGCCAAUGCGGAGGUUGAGGAGGAGCUGGAGCUGAACGCCAAGGCCAUUGGUGCGGUCAUCGGCAAGGGCGGCAAAGGCAUCAAGGAGAUCGAGCAAGCCACUGGCAUCAAAACCACGACUCUGAACGCAAGGGAGGCGGAGGGCAACGUGCGGCGGCUGGUGCUGAAAGGCAGCCGCGGGCAGAUCGCGGCGGCCAAGAGCGCGGUGGAGCAGCGGGUGACGCUGGUGCUGGGCCCCAAGAUGGCCGAGAAGGUGCAGAAGCACUGGAACGCCCAGCUGCUGGAGAGGAAGCGCACGGAGAGCGGCUCCGAGGCCGCGAAGGGCGGGGUGCGGGGCCUCAGCGACUUCGCGCUGAAGCACAACCUGAAGGCGGUCAUGGCCCGCAAGCUCUCGCGCCUCGAUGCCCAGCUGCAGCGCUACAUGCUGCGCCACUUCCAGCCUCUGAAGGCGAAGCCGGUGAACGCCCUCAAAGGCUACAUGGCGCAGCUCUUUAAGUUUCCUCAGCGCUGGCGACUGGAGGCGCUCUACGAAGACGGCGAGCUGGAUGGAGAGAUUUGCGAGACCAUCCCUUUACGCACGAGCGCGGUGAUCGGGAAGCAGCAGCCAGAGGAGGCGACGGAGGAGCAGGUCAUUGAGCUGGAGGUGAACAUGGCACUAGGCCAGAAAGAAGCCUCCAAGGUCUACGGCGAUGUCAAGGAUCAGCACUGCCGGCUGCUGCGCAUGGGCAACGACUUCUACGUCAUGGCCCUGGAGUCUGCGAUCGGCACCUUGGUGGAUGGUCAGAAGAUCCGAGAAACGGAUGGGCCCGUGCCGAUCCGCGAUGGCACCACGCUGACUGUUGGGAAGUACCUCUUCUACUGUGAGGUGGGCAGUGAGACGUCCCUGCAGGACCGCAGGAAGAAGCUGCUCGCGGGAGAGAGGUUUUGGAAGGAGGGCGCCGCAAGCCUGCAGCAGGCCGAAGCUGCCGCCGAGGCGAAGGAAGAGCCAGAGGCGGGGCAACUUCAAGGGAGCCCGGACCUGGGUCAUGGUUGGAGCACCUGUUAA
Molecule: messenger RNA, 1878 nt
Organism: Effrenium voratum
Lineage: Eukaryota; Dinophyceae; Suessiales; Symbiodiniaceae
Source: the annotation of a GenBank genome assembly